This is a messenger RNA of Cylicocyclus nassatus, 3234 nucleotides long. NCBI's taxonomy places the organism in Eukaryota, Metazoa, Nematoda, Chromadorea, Rhabditida, Strongylidae. The record is from the annotation of a GenBank genome assembly.
AUGUCCGAUAGUGCUAGUAUCCGACGUCAAAUCGGAUUUUUCAAGAAGCAAUUGCAAAAGUACUGCUCAGACGCAAAUGUUUCAUUGAGGGAAUACGACAUUUCCCCUACUGCCCCACAACUCGAAGCUCUCAGCGAUGACGCUAUCGAAACCUUUCGACUGGAAAUUACUGCAAUCCGAUCCAACCUGCUCAAGGCUUAUGCCAAAAUUACAAAAUUGGACGAGGAAUGGAAUGCACUUCAGCAAGCCAGCCCCGAAGAGCAACAGGUACUCGCCGAAUACCUUAAAAAGUAUGGUGAUUAUCAUGUUACUGUUGCUGACGCUGUCAAAUGGUUGGAAACUCUUGACGUUUUGUUGAAUUUCAUCGAUCAAGACUUUACUCGCCGCCACCUCACUCUUUCAUCCAUUUCUUCUGAAACUCACACACCAGACGAAGAUCAACCUUGGAACCGAGGGACAAAUCUCCAUGUCCCCGCCAUUUCGCAACCUACCGAUGUUUCUCUUCUAAAUUUUGUUGAUGCCUCCAUCCUCUCCAAACUUGAACUACCCACUUUCGAUGGAAAUCUUCUCGAUUAUCCCGAAUUUCAAUCCCGAUUUGCUACCUUAGUCGGAAACAAAGUCCAACUGGACGACACUACCAAAUUUUCGCUUCUCAAAUCAUGUCUCCGAGGAAAAGCGUUGCAAGUCAUCCAAGGUUUAUCCAUGACCCCUGCCAACUAUAAGGUAGCAACGGACAUUUUGCGAACUCAUUUUGAUGAUAAAGUCACACUCAAGCAUAUACUGUACACGAAGCUUGCAUCUCUACCACCGUGUGACCCGGAGGGCCGCAAUCUUCUCCCUCUUUACAAUCAGAUGUUUUCGCUUGUGAGACAGUUCUCUAACGGUAAUGACGAAUCAACAGAGAAAGCUCUCGCUGCUCUUCUCCUCAACAAACUUCCUCCUCGUGUGAAAAGUCAAAUCUACGAUCAAACUCAACAUGACCACAAUGUUUUACCGUUAGAAUUGCUUCAUCUACUCACGAGCACAGUUCGCAAAGAAUCCACUCUUUCGGAAAUGGAACUCUAUUCGAAAUCGUCCUUCUCUAAUCCACUUCGCUAUCCUCAUCAAGGAACCUACAUUACCAAGAAACAACCACGGUCUCAUUCACCAAAAUCCGUCAAAUUUCGCCAAGGUUGUCCCUUUUGCGACUCACAGCUCCAUUCUGCCGUAAAUUGUACCCGCUAUGCUACACCACAACAACGCUUUCAACAAGCAAAAAAGCGGAGAUGUGCUAUAACUGUCUAUCUCCUCGUCAUAGCACCAAAGAAUGCCCUUCAAAAUUUCAUUGCCGGCUUUGUUCGAGAAGACAUCACACAUCUCUAUGUUCAUCCUCGAGAAAAUCAUGCUGUUCAUUUUGACAACAUCAUCCAAACCUCUUGUGCAGAUGAAGAGACGAAGAAAACCCAGGCAACCCCUACCUUCGACCGAAACCCACAGGACAUCACUCUCACAUCAUCUCAGAGAAAUUCACCAGCUCCUUUGAUGUGUACAGAAGUCAGAAUCUUUAAUCCUGAUAAUCCCUCCCAUUCUCUCACUACAACGGCUUUUCUCGACUCCGGCUCAACCACCACCUAUAUUACCAACGAUCUUGCUGCAGUACUCGACUUACCCGCCAUCGAGACGGAAACACUCAACGUCGCAACUUUUGGCGAACCCAUAGAGAUAGAAUCUUCGACUUUCCGAUUAGGAAUUGAGACCGAAAACGGCAACAGAUGUUUCACGGUAAAAUCUUCCCCUUCGUUACCAAAUGAAGUGAUGCAAGUAACUCCCGGCUAUGAACCUUCUGUAACGACAUGCAGUCCAUCGUUACUGAUCGGAAACGAUUACUUUUGGGAUCUCGUACUAUCUCACAAUUUCUACUACAAAAGUCUUCCGGAAGGAUAUCGUCUCCUGCAUACUAGCAUUGGUGAUAUCAUUUUAAAAAGAGCAAUUGACAUGAAAAUGAACGAAUGCAGUUUUGUUUCCAUUGACAGUGACAAUGACGACGCUGCAAAUCCUGCAAAUCACAAUGAUCUUUGUGAGCUUGUCAGUCGUUUCUGGAGACUAAAGUCGAUCGGAAUUUUGGACAACCCCGAUCAAAGUGAUGACGAAGAAUGCCUCAAACAUUUCAAUGACACCAUCUAUUACGACUCCACUGAGAAGAGAUAUGUUGUCACAUUACCGUUCAAAACGGACCCCAGCACAAUUCCAGACAACCACGCCCUAGCCUUUUCGCGUUUAUGCAACCAAGUAAGAACUUUACAAGAAAACCCCACAUAUCUAGGGAAGUAUCACGCCGUCAUAGAAGAUCAACUACAGCGGAACAUCAUUGAAGAAGUAUCACUUAAAGAAAUUCACCAACCGUGUCAUUAUCUGUCCCACCACGGUGUUCUGAAAAAAGACGACAAGAACCUGAAGAUUCGUUGUGUUUACGAUGGUUCUGCGAAAAUGAAAGGACAGAUGAGUCUUAACGAAGCUCUACAUAGAGGCCCAGUUCUCCUUCCUGAUCUCGUCGGAAUCCUUCUCCGCACUAGACUGUGCAAAAUACUGAUAUCCAGUGAUAUCGAAAAAGCUUUUCUUAUGGUCGGUUUAAACCACAAAUCACGGGAUUACACCCGAUUUCUCUGGCUGAAAGAUCCACAUAGGCCUCCUACUCCAGCAAACUUGGUUACCUACCGGUUUACACGAGUCCCGUUUGGACUAUGUUUCGUUAAUGCCUGCUCUGCCAUGCUGUCACUUACACCACAUUUCGAAGCCCAAAGCCCACGACAACUCCAAGAUGUCCGCUCUCUACGUCAACAAAUCAGCAUCGCAAAACAACAACUUCUUCGAGCCAUAGAAGAGACAAACCGUGAGUGUAUAGAAAUUUCUCAACUUCAGACUCUCAACAAUGACGAGCUACUCAACACUUACGAAGGCCACACGUCUGCGCAUGACUCACUCCUUCGCACAUAUAGUCACAUCUAUCACUUAUGGAACGAAUGGCAGAAGUUGAUACUAGUGAACCAGCAAGAAAAUCAAGUACUAGAACAGUACGUAGCCACACAUGGCAAUUUCCGGCAGACGUUGGAAGAUGCCGUCGAUACACUUCAACGAUUGGAUCACGAACGACCGCUAUUGGAAGGCGAACUCAAGCGAAAAACAUCAAUUUCGAACCCUACGAAUCCGAUGCCGAUUCGUUAUCUUCGGAAAUCCCACACUCCGAAGGACGUCUAG